CGGGUGCCUGUCGCGCGUUCUGUUUUCGUUUGAUUUCCUUCCAUUUGGCUUCGUUCUCACCUGUCGUCCUGCUGCUCCCACUCACUGCCUUCUCCGCCCAGGAAUGCAUGGCCUGCGUCCAGAGUUCUUUCUAGCGUUGCUGCUGCAGACACCCUGGUUACGUAUACAUCCCGGAUAGCUUCCUCCCUCGCCCGCCUGCACUCCGCGUUCAUUCCUGCGUCAGACGAUAAUCUGCCUGGGCUGUCGUCCCUCGAGCUCCCGUCCUGGCCCUCUGACCUGACUCGGCUCCCCCCGCGGGUCUCAUUGGCCCCCAAGCUUGUCCAACGUUUCAUUGAUCACCCGUAAGCAAGCUCGGGCGCCCAGGCCUGCCCGCUAAGAGCCCGCCUCAUGGUCCUGCGAAAGCGAGCUCCGCCACGCCUUCACAGCCUCACCCUAGGGAAUGACCGUUCAGGCACCCGCGACCCCCUUUCAAAAACCUCCCCGACUUCUAAAUCCCUGUCCUCCUCCUCCCCCAAGCGUCUGACCCGCCCGAGACGGGCCCAAAGCUCCCCUCAUCCCCACCGGGUCGCUUCCGAGGAAUCCAUCUUCUCUCCUGACCUCAACACCUCCCCGGCAUUCGACCUGAUGCCCCUGGAACAAGCCCAGAGGUCGCCGAUCCGCAGCUCGGCCGGCGAUGGGUCCAACCCAUGGGCGGACGAGCUGACGGAGCGGUUCGGUCUGGGCCCGCCUGAUGCGGUGGGCUCACACCAACCUGCACCCGAGAAUCCUGCGCAAACGGAUAUGGCUGGUGACAGAAGAGCAGAGCAGGUGCCUGCCAUCGCGAUCCCUCGCGCCCAGGACAGACCCGCGGCGCAGGAGUGGCAACCUGACCGGCGAGAGGGACAUGCCGACUGGGAGUACCUGGGCCAGUCGCCCGUGCAGCUGCAGUCGAACAACCCGUUCCUCAAGCCUAGAACGCCCGAUCCCAACCCAUGGCAGGAGAGGAACUCGCGCUUAUCGUAUGGAGAGACGUCAUCUCAGUCGCACGAUGGUGCAAGUAUGCACCUUGGACAAGAUGAGGGCUACAUCCCGAUGACGGCGCGCUUGUCGCUUUUUGAUCAACCCGAGGCAGAGUCGCCGUGGGUGGGCGAAAAUUCGACUUCAGCACCCCCGACGGCAUCUCUACCAGCGUACGCAUAUCAUGGUGCGGAUCAACCGUAUUCAGACCCAUCGGCCAAUUACCAGGGUCCUGCGAAUCCUUCAGCCGCCUCUUAUGAUACUCAUCUUCAACCUACACAACCACUACAUGCUGAAGGCAGACACUCUCCGGCAAAAAGCACGAGUACGCCAGGAACUAUCUCCACCAAUACAACCGGGUCGUCUCAUGUCCUGAUUGAGCUGGACGAAGCGCGUAAUCCGUAUGCAGAGGAUGUCCCGAAGAAAACGUCUCCGAAUUAUGAUUCUGUAGCUCUCCCUCCGCUACCACAGCAGGAAAGGCCUGGCCCGCCUUUGCCAGAGCGUCCUGAUUGUGCGGAGCCUAGUCCAGGCCACCCGCGGUCAGCAUGGAGUGCACCGAUCUCCGAAGCAGAGGCGAAGCGACAACAAGAGCAACGAUCUGAAACGUAUUCGAUCAGACACGUCAACUGGACCGAUGGCACGGGCAACCUCCGCGAGUCGCCAAUGCUGGUCCAGAACAAGAAUGGCCCAUGUCCUCUUUUGGCGCUUGUUAACGCCCUCGUUCUGCGCGCAGCCAGCCACGAUUCGCAACCCCCCGUCGUGAGAGCGCUGCAGACCAAGGAACAGAUUUCUUUAGGGUUGCUAAUUGAGGCCCUCUUUGACGAAUUAACAACACGCUUGGGGCCCAACGACGAAUUCCCCGAUAUCGAGGCCCUGAGCCGGUUCUUGACCAUGCUGCAUACUGGGAUGAACGUCAACCCCCGACUUACUCUGGCAUCAAAUGAUAGCGUUGGCACUUUCCUUGAGACCGAAGAUAUCCGGCUCUAUGGCACAUUCGGAGUGCCACUUCUCCAUGGCUGGGUCGCUGAACCGUCUACGGAAGCCAAUGCGGCUAUGGUGCGCGUGGCCCAGUAUCAUGAAGAUAUCCAGCUGCUUCCUUUCCGUAGGCAGGAUCUCGAAGACCGUGUCUUCCGGGGCAACUCAUUGACUCCAGAGGAAGAGAGAGUGAUGGCCGAUAUACACACCAUCGAGCAGUUUACCGAUAUCGAGAACGCAACCCAACUAAGUACCUUUGGCCUGAGACACUUGCUCACAAAGCUUCAACCCGGGUCGUUCUCAAUCCUCUUCCGCAAUGAUCACUUCUCCACCCUGUACAAGCACCCCCAACUCAACCAGCUCUUCACGCUGGUCACCGAUGCCGGCUACUCCACCCACGCGGAAGUGGUCUGGGAAAACCUCGUGGAUGUCACCGGAUCCGACGCCGGGUUCUUCGCAGGGGACUUCCGCCCCGUGAGCCAUAAUACGUCCCAGCAAUCAGAUCCUUCCGGCCCCAGAUCCUCAAGCCACACCGGACGCACGUCCUCAGCACCACCCGAGCCUCAGCGAAACAGCACCAUGACACCCCAAGAACAAGCCGACGCCGACUACGCCUACGCGCUUUCCCUCCAAUACCAAGAGGAAGAACAAAGAGCCCGCGCCGAGAACAACCCGACACGAAACUCGCGAUCCUCCCUCCCCUACCCACCCUCCGAAAUGCCUCCUUCACGCACCCACCCCCACAAUCGAUCCUCCAGCGCUGUAAACAACACCAACGGCAACGGCUCUUACGCCGCAGUCGCAGGAAACCGCUCGUCGCGCCAAAGUCAGCGUCCCGCCCGAUACUCGCAAUCCCAUCUCGACACUCACACGGCCCGUCGCACAGCCGACGAUGACGAUGUCCCUCCCCCGUCCUACGAACAGGCCGCCCGGACCCCAGUAUACCCGUCCCCGUCCCCGCAACGCAACCCCAACACCACUUUCUCAGACUCGCCCAGUGGCUCUCCCUACCAGCGAGCCCAAUUGGGCCGACGCCCUCCCGGCCCUCCUCCCAUCGCCACUGUGCCCGGGGAACGCGUCAGGGAUCGCAACAAGGACUGCGUGGUCAUGUAAGCUGACCUAGCCUGACCCGACCCCCUCGCUACAUGGGCUAGUUAUCUUCAGGACAGCUAUAUCGGCUGAGUCAAGCUCCUGACAAGAACCUAUCACGACCGGACAACGACGACAUAUACGACACCAACCAAGACAGACACUAACGACAUCAUCAUCAUCAUGUAUUCUACAUAGCCGUCACCUGCAACAGGCGGAUUUAAUGCUUCUAUCCUACCUAUCCUACCUACCCUGUGAACAACCAUCUUCUUCCCUCUCUCUCUCUCUCUUAACGACAUUGCUACGUGAACCAGACCUUUACUUGGGAUUCGGGAUGGGAUGGGCGGCGUGGUACUUCGCAU
This is a messenger RNA of Aspergillus heteromorphus CBS 117.55, 3422 nucleotides long. RefSeq lists its product as uncharacterized. Gene Ontology annotation, cellular component: cell periphery; cytosol. NCBI's taxonomy places the organism in Eukaryota, Fungi, Ascomycota, Eurotiomycetes, Eurotiales, Aspergillaceae. Gene Ontology annotation, biological process: protein K48-linked deubiquitination. The transcript is spliced from 3 exons. Bases 388 to 3084 code for a protein of 898 amino acids. The record is from RefSeq and is a predicted model, not a curated record. Gene Ontology annotation, molecular function: cysteine-type carboxypeptidase activity; cysteine-type deubiquitinase activity; K48-linked deubiquitinase activity.